AUGGGCGACGGCGAUCGGAAGCGGAAGCAACAGUCUGGUGGCGGCGACGGCAGCCGGUCUUCGUACAAACGAAGCAAGGGCGGCAGCUCGGGCAGGUGGAAGACGCCGCACCAAAAUGCCAAGAUGAGUGAAAAGGUCGACGUGGGCGCCGCGCUGGACGUCGGCGACGAAGGCAUCUGGGUCACAUUCGCCAGGGGCAUGAGAGCCAAGGCGAUGCGAGAGUUCAAGCAGCUCUGCGAAGAGUAUGGCGAGACGCUGUACGACAUCAAGCCGCCGCGCGCGGCAGAGGCGGACGAGGAGACCGACGCCGAGGAGGACAUCGAGGCCUCCAUCCAGAAAGAGCUCGACGCCAUCAAGGGCGACGACAACAAGCCCAAGGUGAGGCAGAUCUUCUCGCCCGUAUCGGCGGGCAUCGAGUGCCUCUUCUUCAUGAAGACGAUGGAGCCGGUACAGCCGGGCGAGUUCGUGCUCAAGAUCUGCCGGGAUGCCAGAGACUGCCCGGACCCCAGGCAGCGAAAAGUCAAAUACAUCAACCGCCUCACCCCCGUGUUCAACACAGACAAGGCGACGGAGAAGGGCAUCGUCAGGGUGGCGAGGUCAGUCCUAGCGCCCUUCUUCACGCUCACUCCUGAGGAGGGUGACGGAGCAACCCAAGCGCCCCAAGCGGAGAGCGAUGGGACAGCUUGCACGUACGCCAUCCGGCACAACAUCCGAAAUCACACCACCUUCAAGUCGGACGAAGUCAUCAAGAGCAUCGCGAGCCUUGUUGAUGUGCGGCACAAGGUCAACCUCGGAAAUCCGGACAAGGUCAUCCUGGUUGAGAUUUUCCAGCUCUUCUGCGGUAUCUCGGUCGUGGACGGGAAAGAGUGGGAGACUCUCAAGCGAUACAACGUCAACGCGCUCUACGGCAUGACGGCCGACGAGAAGGCCGCCGCGGGAGGGCCGCCUGCGGCUCCGACAACUGAGCCGCCCACGACAUCAUCGUAA
This is a messenger RNA of Purpureocillium lilacinum, 987 nucleotides long. RefSeq lists its product as uncharacterized. Gene Ontology annotation, biological process: tRNA modification. The record is from RefSeq and is a predicted model, not a curated record. Lineage: Eukaryota; Fungi; Ascomycota; Sordariomycetes; Hypocreales; Ophiocordycipitaceae. Gene Ontology annotation, molecular function: RNA binding.